This is a messenger RNA of Didymodactylos carnosus, 381 nucleotides long. Lineage: Eukaryota; Metazoa; Rotifera; Eurotatoria; Philodinida; Philodinidae. The record is from the annotation of a GenBank genome assembly.
AUGCUCACGCCUCGCUUCGGCCGGCGUUCGCAGCCAGGAUCACUCAGAAAUGUUGUGAACUUCUCCGAUUCCACGGAAAAGCGCACAAUAAAAUAUAAAGCUAUAAAGCUUCCUGGACAUCCUCUGAAUAUUCAUGACGCGUCCACGUUUCAAUCUUAUAAAACUGGAGUUAUUACCUUGUCGACACAAGACUGUGACCCACAUAACCGAGAUCUAGCUGUGGCACUUGUUGGCUAUGGUUAUGAUCCUAUAUUGCAAUUGAAUUAUUGGAAAGUGAAAAUUAGCUGGGGUACGAAUUGGGAAGAAGGUGGCUGUGGUCGUAUUGCAAGAGAAACAAAAGUAUGCGGCAUUGCUUCGGCUGCCUGUGAAGGAAUAAUUUGA